Molecule: messenger RNA, 360 nt
Organism: Acromyrmex echinatior (Panamanian leafcutter ant)
Lineage: Eukaryota; Metazoa; Arthropoda; Insecta; Hymenoptera; Formicidae
Product: protein PXR1-like
Source: RefSeq, a predicted model, not a curated record
AUGACGAUAUGCGCUAGAGUAUCAGUGCGCUUGCGCAAGAGCGAAAAAGUAGAAGAAGACGAAAAAACGAAAAAGACGAAAAGACGAAAAGACGAAAAAGAUGAAAAGACGGAAAAACAAAAAAAAACGAAAAGACGAAAGACGAAAAGAAAAGAAGCAAGACGAAAAGACGAAAGAGAGAAAAGACGCAAGACGGAGAAGAAGGAAGACGACAAAAAAAAGGGGGAAGACAUUAAGAAUCCGAGAGACACGAGUGUGCAACUACAAGGUGGCGUAGCAAUACCAGAAAUACAUUGGCAAGACUGUGAAUGCGUCGGUAACGCCAACAUCGAGAAGACAGUGACAAUACAACGCGAGUGA